Quercus lobata is the source of this 1716-nucleotide messenger RNA. RefSeq lists its product as uncharacterized. The coding region runs from base 1 to 1716 and encodes 571 amino acids. The transcript is spliced from 4 exons. The record is from RefSeq and is a predicted model, not a curated record. NCBI's taxonomy places the organism in Eukaryota, Viridiplantae, Streptophyta, Magnoliopsida, Fagales, Fagaceae.
AUGGCUAUUUACUCCAGGGACGAGGCUUUGAUGUGCAAAGUUUUUCCAUCGAGCUUGGGUCCGACGGUGAUAAGGUGGUUCAACGGCUUAAGGGCCAAUUCUGUUGGGUCUUUCAAAACACUGACUCGGGCUUUUGGUACUCGCUUUAUUACAUGCAGCAGGACUCCUCGGCAUUUGGGAUCUUUGUUGACUCUAUCUAUGCGAGAGGGUGAGACUCUCAAGAAUUACUCAGAUAGGUAUUGGGAAAUGUUUAACGAAAUAGAGGGAAAGAACGAUGUUGUGGCUAUAACCACUUUCAAAGCUGGUUUCCCAGCUGAUCAUGAUUUGAGGAAAUCCCUGACGGGUAAACCUGUCACCAGUGUGCACCAACUGAUAGACAGAAUAGAUAAAUACAGAAGGGUAGAGGAAGAUCAAAUUCAGGGAAAAGGAAAAGUCAAGGUGAUCCCUCAAGAGAUGAGGGAUUUCAGGUCGGACCGUUAUAAUAACAGCCGACCACGGAGGGAUUUUGUUGGGCAGUCGGGUUCGGCGGACGCCCAGGUUGUUAAUGCAAUAUUUCGGGAGCCCGUGCAGCAGGAUCACGGGCACACGACGGAUAACUGCAGGAAUUUAUGGGACCACUUGGAACAGUUGGUCCGUGAAGGGAAAUUAAAGCAACUCUUUCAUCACUCCAAUGGAAGGGCGAGCCAAGCAGGUUCAGAGGUGUGUGGGGACGCUUCAUCAAGGCUCCCCCUGGGUACGAUUAACGUUAUCUUUGCGGCCCCGGGAAGGACUGGAUCUUGCCCCUCCAGAGUAUUGUCGGUGUCCCGAUCCCCGGCCGAGGAUCAUUCCCAAGCAUUGAAGAGGGCCAAGGUGUGUGUCCCCCUGAUUCUAGGCUUUUCGGAUGAGGAUAUGGUUGGGACCAUACAGCCCCAUGAGGAUGCUUUGGUGGUAACGUUGAGAAUUGGCGAGUACAAUGUCAGAAGGGUGAUGGUUGAUCAGGGUAGCACUGUGGAUGUAAUGUAUCCAGACUUGUACAAGGGGCUAGGUUUGAAGCCAGAGGACUUAACAACCUACAACUCUCCUCUGGUAAGUUUUGAGGGAAGGAUGGUCACUCCUAAAGGACUGAUUAGGCUACCUGUGCAAGCAGGUACGGAUGUGGUGGAGGUGGAUUUUAUCGUUGUGGAUGUUUUUUCUCCAUACACGGCUAUUAUGGGCAGACCUUGGCUUCACACCCUUAAAGCGGUCUCGUCUACUCUGCAUCAGAAGGUGAAGUACCCAUCCGGAGACCAAGUGUUGGAAAUAGUAGGGAAUCAGGCGGCUGCUCGGCAAUGCCUAGUCGCGACUAUACAGCAUCGGCCAGAAGCAGAAAUCUCAGAAAAAUUCUUCCAGGUUGGGGCUAAAUUGCCUUUGCAGGAGAAAGCGAGUUUGCUGGAAUUCCUCCGAACCAAUGUGGACGUUUUUGCAUGGGACCCGCCACCUAUCAUGUCUAGUCCUGAGGUGGAUGAGGUGUUGUUUGCUUAUUUGGCAGUAGCCCCUCAUGCAGUUAGUUUCAUCUUGAUACGAGAAGACAAUGGUGUCCAAAGGCCAGUUUAUUAUGUGAGUAAAUCCCUCCAUGAGGCCGAAUCUGAGAUAUUUGUCAUUAGAAAAGGCCAUAUUGGCGGUGGUCCACGCAACACGCAAACUUCCGCACUACUUUCAGGCCCAUACCGUGGUUAUCUUGACCCAACUGCCACUUAA